Molecule: messenger RNA, 1064 nt
Organism: Acanthoscelides obtectus
Lineage: Eukaryota; Metazoa; Arthropoda; Insecta; Coleoptera; Chrysomelidae
Source: the annotation of a GenBank genome assembly
ACCAGCUCGUCUUCUCCAUGCUUAACUACUACUAGGAAUAUGAAUUGACAACGAUUUGACUUUGACAGUGAUUUGUCAAUUUGUGUUUUGUUUUUUGGGGCCUGCUAGAUUGGAAAACAACUAUUAUUAAUUACGCUAAUUAUCAUUUUUUAAAGUCUAUCCCUUAUGGCUUCUCAAGAAGAAAACUUCGAACAGUUCGAAGAAGACGAUGCAGCUGAUUCAGCCUUGGCUCUUUAUAGUGCGGGCAGAAAAAGGAUGUUCAGCAAAGAAUUGAGAUGCAUGAUGUACGGAUUUGGCGACGACCAAAACCCUUACACUGAAAGUGUCGAUAUCAUCGAAGAUCUCGUCAUUGAAUUCAUCACAGAGAUGACACACAAAGCUAUGGAAAUAGGGCGCACUGGUAGAGUCCAAGUGGAAGAUAUUGUAUUCCUAGUUAGAAAAGAUCCUAGAAAGUAUGCCAGGGUUAAAGAUCUUUUGACUAUGAAUGAGGAACUGAAAAGAGCAAGGAAAGCUUUUGAUGAAAUCAAGUUUGCAGAAAAUCACAACAAACAGCAGAAGGGGAAUACAUAGAAGCCAAAUAUUUUUUUAAUCCAUUGUUAAAGAUAGUACUUUUAAGUUUGUUAUUGAAUGCAUUGCAUGUAAAAUAUAAUGCUCUUUUUAUUAUUGCAAUAGGUUUGAUGUCUGCUAGCUUUAGGUUUUGAUUUUGUAUAUAUUGAAUGAAGGCAUUGAUGUCAAAAUUUAUAAUCAUCCUGGUAUGUAUAGUGUUGCUAUUUGCUCAGUGUUCGAAGGUAGAGACUCAGCUGAAACAUUGCUGUUUUAUUAAUAGUGAGCAAAAAUCUGUUGAAUUUUCUAUGUUUUGAAUUGCUUAGCAUGCUGUGGAAUAAAUUUACUUUUUAUGUAUAAACUUUUUGUAUUACGUUUUCAGGAAAGGAUGCCUGUGUAAAUUAAAUAUUAGCCACUUAAUAACAAUCAUCGGUUUUAUUGUACAAUAAUUUAUAUAAUAAAAUGUAUAUACAGUGCAUUUCAAUUUAUUUUAUACAUACAAUGAAAAUUUGUACUUAGAC